Messenger RNA from Lingula anatina, 1182 nucleotides. RefSeq names its product sorbitol dehydrogenase-like. Gene Ontology annotation, molecular function: L-iditol 2-dehydrogenase (NAD+) activity; zinc ion binding. The record is from RefSeq and is a predicted model, not a curated record. Lineage: Eukaryota; Metazoa; Brachiopoda; Lingulata; Lingulida; Lingulidae. Gene Ontology annotation, biological process: D-sorbitol catabolic process.
AUCUUAGAUCCCUGCUGCAGAAAGGCGUACCGGCAGUGAGGAAACCUAGAUCUUACUGUCAGUGCAAACACAUCAUGGCCGCUGUUACGGGUGACCAAAUAGCUGCCGUGUUACACGGAAAGAAUGAUAUACGACUGGAAGAGACUCCAGUUCCUCAGCCAGGGAAGGGACAGGUUCAAAUCCGAGUCCAUUCUGUGGGGUUGUGUGGCACCGACUUCCACGCCUGGCAGAGAGGGUACUUCGUGACAGACGAGCACCCCCUGGUGAAGCCCUUCAUAUUCGGCCAUGAGAGUAGCGGGGUGGUCUGUGCCGUGGGGGAGGGGGUGACCGACCUUAAAGUGGGUGACCGGGUGGCCAUUGAUCCAGCACCUUCCUGUGGAGAAUGCGAGUUCUGUACUAAAGGCCGCAGUACCCUGUGUCCAAAACUGAACUUGUGGGAACCUGGCAUGGGACAUCUCAGACAAGUUAUUGUCCACAAGGCCGCUCUCUGCUAUAAAAUGCCAGACACAAUGACAUUUGAAGAAGGUGCUCUUCUGGAACCGUUUGUAGUGGCUGUGUACGGCUGUGAAAGAGGACAGGUCAGAGUAGGGACGACAGUCCUUAUCGUUGGCGGAGGUUCAAUUGGAAUGCUGUCCCUCGUCGCAGCAAAAGCCGCUGGUGCGUCCAAAAUCUGUGUUGUCGAUAUCCGUCAAAGUCGCAUUGAUUUCGCCAAGAAGAUGGGGGCCACACACACGGUACUGGUUGAGGGCAGUGACACGGCAGCUACAGGGAAGAAGAUAGGGGAGAUCAUGGGGGACCUGCCCGAGGUGGUGCUGGAGUGUAGUGGCACGGACCCCGGGAUGCAGACCGCUAUACACGCCGUGAAGAAAGGUGGUAAAGUGGUGUUGGUGGGCGUGGCUCCCCAAACGGCAACCAUACCUGCGGCCAUGCUGUUUGUUAAAGAGGCUGACAUUCUGUGUGCCUUCAGAUAUGGGAACAACUUCAAGAAUUCCUUGGCUGCCAUAACAGCGGGUGUUGUGGACAUCAAACCGAUAGCGACCCACUCCUUCCCCCUAGAGAAGAUUGUCCACGCCAUGGAAAUAGCCAGUACUGGACAAGAGGGCGCCCUCAAGGUCAUGGUGCAGCCAGGAAAAAUAUAAAUACUCGACGACCAAAACUAUGCCUCAAUACAGCUCCAAAUUU